CGGAUAUGACGUAAGGUGCCAGCGGACGGUCGGUUCCCCUCGUGUGCAGUGAGUGUUUGGAGCCGAGAUGGCGGCUCCUCUGGAGGUGAUAGUGACCAGUGACUCCGGCUCUCAGCUGUGGAACAGCACCGUGUUCGACCUCCACAGCGGCUCCAGCCUGCUCUCUUACCGGGGAGGGAACAGCUCGGCCCGGACACUCGCCGUUCUCCGCGGGGAGUUCCUGCUCUCCGCCCAGCUCGGCAAGAACUUCAUCAACGUCUGGGAGAUCCAGAGGAAGGAUCAGCUGCAGCAGAAGAUUGUGUGUCCAGGUGUUGUCACCUGUCUGACUGCUUCACCUAAUGGACUCUUCCUGGCUGCUGGAGUUGCUGAAGCCAUUUACCUGUGGGAGGUGUGCACAGGUAAGCUGCUGUCUGUCCUCAGUCGUCACUACCAGGAUGUCACCUGUUUGAAGUUCACAGACGACAGCAGCCAUUUUGUUUCUGGAGGAAAAGACAACCUGGCUCUGGUUUGGAGUCUGUGCAGUGUGAUCCAGCUUGAUUUAAGCCAUACCCCCGAGCCUCGCCACGUCCUGUCCCGUCACUCUCUACCAAUCACAGACCUGCACUGUGGCCUGAUGGGAGCUCAGGCCAGGGUCGCCACCGCCUCCUUAGACCAGACCGUCAAGGUGUGGGAGCUGUCCUCAGGUGAGCUGCUCCUGUCCGUCCUGUUUGACAUGGAGAUCAUGUCUGUGACCUUUGACCCGUGCGAGUACUUCCUGUUCUGUGGAGGAAGUGACGGCAACAUUUUCCAGGUGUCUCUGUGCAGCCAGAGUCUCAGCCGGGACAAAUCGUUCCAGUCCGACAACGAUGGAAACCAGGUCUUCAAGGGGCACAGGAACCUGGUGACUUGUCUAUCGGUGUCAAUGGAUGGGACGCUGCUUGCCUCUGGGUCACAUGAUGAGACGGUUCGACUCUGGGAUAUCCAAAGCAAACAGAGCAUCCGCUGCCUCACCCACAAAGGUCCGGUGACGAAUGCCACCAUCAUGGCGGCUCCGGCUAACAUGUUCCUGCCUGACAGUCGGCCCGCUGUCCCUCUUCCGCGCUUCAGCCGACACCUGCACGCCUCCGAGGUCGACGCCGGAGAGUCAGGAGAGGUUUGUGUCCGGCUCGGUCUCUGCACACAGGAGGAAGAGGAGACAUACCUCCAGAAAGCUGAUAGGCUGAACUCUCUGAUGAACGCUGUGACUGACAAGUCGGUGUUCGGUGACGGUGAAAACACAAAGGUUCGAGUCGCAGAGUUGGAAGAAGAAGUUCAGACUCUGAAAAAAAUCAACAAGGAUCUGUACGACUUCUCCAGCCAGCUGCUCACAAAGCCCACAUAAACACACACACAGAAACACAGAGAGACAAAAACAGACACACACACUCUUUGAUGAUUUCUGUUUAAAAAAUAAAAGCCUUUCGUUUUUGUAG
Messenger RNA from Lates calcarifer (barramundi perch), 1451 nucleotides. It is a transcript of the gene wdr18, whose product is annotated as WD repeat domain 18. Gene Ontology annotation, molecular function: protein binding. NCBI's taxonomy places the organism in Eukaryota, Metazoa, Chordata, Actinopteri, Centropomidae. Gene Ontology annotation, biological process: rRNA processing; DNA-templated DNA replication. Gene Ontology annotation, cellular component: nuclear pre-replicative complex. The record is from RefSeq and is a predicted model, not a curated record.